AGAGCCAUUUGUACCUGUAUGAAUAGGCAGCAUAAAAUCCGGGUGGUCCCUGAGGUUGGGUCUUACCCACCUGCGUUUCUACUGUAAUGGGGCUGUUCUAUCAUGUCUUCAUAGCUGCAUUUUCUUCUAUUGGUUCAUUUCUCUUCGGAUAUGACAGUGGGAUUAUCGCAUCCGUCAUAACAAUGGACAGGUACCUGGGUAGAUUUGGAAACGACGCAGACAUCACAGGAGCAGUAGUGUCUACGUUCAAUGGUGGCUGCUUUUUUGGAGCUAUGCUUGCGGGAUGGACGAGUGAUAAGCUAGGAAGGAAACGUUCCAUUCAGAUGGGAGCCGUUUUUUCAAUGUGGGGGAGCGCGAUGCAGUCUGGAGCAAGUAACGUCGCUACACUUCUCGUCGGGCGUAUUAUAGGUGGAUUUGCUAUCGGGAUACUUUCAAUGACCGUACCCUUGUACAAUACUGAAAUAGCACCCCCAAAGAUUCGUGGGCUGCUUGUCGGCUGCACCCAGCAACUGCUCGGGAUUGGCAUCAUUGUUGCCAACUGGGUAGGUUACGGCUGCCAAUUCAUCGAUUCAGAUGUUAGCUGGCGCCUGCCUUUGGGACUUCAACUUGUACCGGCGGCCUUGCUCUUCAUCGGAAUACAGUUCCUGCCGUUCAGUCCUAGAUGGCUUUUGGAAGUUGGUCGAGAUGACGAGGCACGCGAAGUAGUGUACAAGCUCUAUGGUACCGAAACUCCAGAACUGAAAGAGAAGGCAGACAAGGAAUACUCAGUGAUGUAUGACACCAUCAAAGCCGAAAUACUUGUACGGAGCAAGCAUAUCAAGGAUCUGUUUGUCACAUCUGCUAUGACUCGACGAACUUUGGUUGCUUGUGGCGUACAAAUAUUCGGGCAGUUCACGGGUAUUAAUGUCAUUAAUUACUUUGGCCCACGAAUGUACGAAAGUCUGGGUAUUACCGGAAACAACAAACUUCUUAUACAAGGUAUCUACGGAGCCGUUGGACCCAUUGCCAACCUCUUCUUCAUCGUGUUUAUUCUGGAUCUGGUUGGGCGAAAAAAGCCUCUUCUCUUUGGAGCCGGAAGUUUCGUCUGCACGUUCUCUAUCCUCGCUGCAAUUGUGGCCACCAAUCCUCCUACUCCAGAGGACGACCGGAAUGCAUGGCCAGUCAACCAUAUCGCACAGAGGGCCGGAAUUUCCAUGAUUUUUCUCACCAGUAUCGUCUUCUCACUGAGCUUCGGCCCUGUCAGCUGGGUGUUGGCUUCAGAAGUGUUCCCUACUCGUGUCAGGUCAAUUGGAACAAGCGUUGCGACAUGCUGCAACUGGGCUUUUAACGUCUUAAUCAGUCAAGUAUCCACACUAGCUUUGGAAGAUAUCGGCUGGAAAUACUAUAUGGUUUUUGUCUGCCUCAAUCUUUUCGACUUCUUCGUCAUCCUAUUCUUGUUUCCAGAAACUAAAGGUAAAACAUUAGAAGACAUGAACAUGGUGUUUGGUGACCAAAUAGAUUCACGCAAAGUCCUCGACGACCAUCGUCUACCGUCUAAUGACGAUAAAGAUCAUCACGCCCAUUUAGACGAGAAACUAACAACAGCUCAUUGUUCUGCACUAACGUCUUAAUGUACGCAUAAAUAUUUCGUCCUGAAAAUGACCUAUUCUGUUGGAUAUCGAUUCUGGACGAGGGAGAAAUUUAUUCUGGUUUCCCAUGAAAGGCGAACAUAAUAAAUC
This is a messenger RNA of Guyanagaster necrorhizus, 1718 nucleotides long. RefSeq names its product sugar transporter. Bases 87 to 1610 code for a protein of 507 amino acids. Gene Ontology annotation, cellular component: membrane. Gene Ontology annotation, biological process: transmembrane transport; carbohydrate transport. Gene Ontology annotation, molecular function: carbohydrate:proton symporter activity. Lineage: Eukaryota; Fungi; Basidiomycota; Agaricomycetes; Agaricales; Physalacriaceae. The record is from RefSeq and is a predicted model, not a curated record. The transcript has 16 exons.